AUGGACAAAAGUCCGUAUUCGACGGGCGAAAAUGAGUUUCCGCCACGAAGUGAAGAGAUUCCAGUUGCCUUUGACCUGAAUCCAACGGACACAUCAUGGAUUUUAUUGUGCGCUUUCAUUAUUUUUACGAUGCAGAUCGGUUUCGGUUUGCUAGAAGCUGGUUUGAUAUCGACAAAGAAUCAAGUGAAUAUUAUGAUGAAAAAUGUCGCUGAUGUGGUGUUAGGUGGUAUUACUUACUGGAUUUUCGGAUUUGGCAUGUCGUAUGGAACAGCUCCCGGUACAAAUCCCUUCAUAGCCUUCGGUUACUACUUCUUCGAUCCGGACAUCAAAGACCCGAAAAUGGGUGGCAUGUACACGUCAUUUCUCUUUCAACUGUCCUUUGCCACAACAGCCACCACUAUCGUUUCUGGCGCCAUGGCCGAAAGAUGCAAUUUCAAAGCGUACUGCCUUUUCUCGCUGAUCAACACGAUUGUCUAUUGCGUGCCAGCCGGAUGGGUGUGGGGCGCUCAUGGAUUUCUCUACAAGCUGGGCGUCAUAGAUAUUGCUGGCAGUGGACCGGUGCACUUGAUUGGAGGAGCUUCGUCACUUGCUGCUGCAAUUAUGCUGGGACCCCGUAUUGGGCGAUACAAAAACGGAACGAAACCGCUGCAACCGGGAAGUCCUUUGAUGGUUUGUCAUGGAUUUCUCAUUUUAUGGCUCGGAUGGUUGGCAUUCAAUUCGGGAUCGACGUAUGGCGUUACGGGAGAAAGUUGGAAAUAUUGCAGUCGCGCUGCAGUUAUGACAAUGUUGGCAUCGUUUGGUGGUGGGAUCGCAAGUAUGACGUAUUCAAUGACGAUUAAUAAGGGAAAACUGGAUAUGUUGGAGCUGAUUAAUGGAAUAUUGGGAGGAUUAGUUGGCGUGACAGCUGGUUGUUUUAUAUUCAAUGCAUGGGCUUCUAUUGUUGUUGGUGUCAUUGGAGCUCUUCUUGCUAAUUUCGCUGGACCAAUUUUUGAUAAACUUCGCAUUGAUGAUCCCGUUGGAGCAUCGACAGUACAUGGCGUGUGUGGCAUUUGGGGCGUCAUUGCCAUCGGAUUAUUUGCGGAAAAUGUUUCACUUGGCACAACAAGCGAUCGCACCGGACUUUUCCUUGGAGGCGGCUGGUAUUUGCUCGGUGUUCAAUCACUUGCGGCAUUGUGUCUCACUGUAUGGGGUGCCGUCACAACGUUUGCCGUGUUAUUUGUAAUCGACAAAAUUACGCCAUUACGGAUGGACGAGCACGAGGAAUUGUUGGGUGCAGAUUAUUCCGAGCACGAUUUAAAAAUUGAACCAUGUCACGGAUGUUCCGUGACUAACAAAGCCGAUGCAAACGGAAGUCAAGGCAAGAGUUUGCGACAAAGAAACGUUUCAAAUAAUAUUUUCGAUGAGAUCGGGGCGAGACGAGAAAAAGAAUUUAGGAGGGAAGGACUCGAAAAUAGAGCUUUUGAAGGGAAAUUUACGUCACAUGGCACAGAAAGGCAGAACGAUGAAGCCGUUUAAAAAAUUUCAAUGCAAUCAUUUCAAGUGCGCACAUUCAUUUAAUAAACUCCAUUAUUUUCCUAUUAAUCUUAAAUUGUCAAAUUGUAUGUUUAAAG
Molecule: messenger RNA, 1610 nt
Organism: Culicoides brevitarsis
Lineage: Eukaryota; Metazoa; Arthropoda; Insecta; Diptera; Ceratopogonidae
Product: putative ammonium transporter 3
Exons: 3
Coding region: 1-1515 (504 amino acids)
Biological process (GO): ammonium homeostasis; ammonium transmembrane transport
Cellular component (GO): plasma membrane
Molecular function (GO): ammonium channel activity
Source: RefSeq, a predicted model, not a curated record